Molecule: messenger RNA, 907 nt
Organism: Salvia splendens (bonfire salvia)
Lineage: Eukaryota; Viridiplantae; Streptophyta; Magnoliopsida; Lamiales; Lamiaceae
Product: secreted RxLR effector protein 161-like
Exons: 2
Coding region: 146-787 (213 amino acids)
Source: RefSeq, a predicted model, not a curated record
UCAUUACAUUGAGAAAGUAUUGAAGAAGUUCAAUUAUGGAAAUUGUACUUCUGUAAGUACUCCCAUAGAUCCUAAUGUAAAACUCUUGCCUAAUAAAGGCAAGGCAGUUUCCCAAUUGGAAUACUCUAAAGCAAUUGGAUGCCUGAUGUAUGCUAUGAUCAGCACUAGGCCUGAUAUAGCAUUUGCUGUUGGAAGGUUGAGCAGGUUUACUCCUAAUCCAAGCAUACAUCAUUGGCAGGCAGUGAGGAGGCUAUUCAAGUACCUCAAGGGAAUCAUGAACUAUGGUUUGUGUUAUUCUGAUUUUCCUUCAAUUUUGGAAGGAUAUUCGGAUGCAAGUUGGAUAACCAAUCUAGAGGAUCAUUCCUCUACUAGUGGUUGGAUUUACUUGCUGGGAGGUGGAGCCAUCUCAUGGGCUUCAAAGAAACAGACUUGUAUCACAAAUUCUACAAUGGAAUCAGAAUUUGUGGCACUUGCUGCAGCUGGAAAAGAGGCAGAAUGGCUUAGGAAUUUGAUAUAUGAAAUUCCUUUAUGGCCUAAGCCUAUAUCACCUAUCUCAAUGAGAUGUGACAGUGCUGCAACUUUGGCUAAAGUGUAUAGCCAAGUUUACAAUGGGAAGUCUAGACAUUUAGGUGUCAGACAUAGCAUGGUUAGGGAGUUGAUCACUCAUGGGGUCAUUUCAGUUGAAUUUGUUGGGACACAACAAAAUCUGGCAGACCAUCUAACCAAAGGCUUGGCAAAAGAUUUAGUUAUCAAAUCUGCUAAAAGGGUGGGGCUUAAGUCCAUCUAAUCUUAUCUGUUUAGGAUACCCAAUUCUCUUCUAACUUGAUGUUAGAUGUAGAAUUCAAUGUGGAAAGCCUAAACAUGUGAGAUUGACACAUGUUCAAACCAUCCGAGGACAAGAUGAAAA